AUGACCGAGCAGUUCAACGAAAUCUUUUUCAAAAAAUUGGCGCACAUCUUCGACAAGUACAAGAACAAGGAUGAUUCUUAUGAUGAAGGCAUUGAUAUUAUCAACUGCAACUCAUCGGAGCUUGACGAGAUGUACAGCGUAAACAAAGGAAAAAGGGGCGGUAAGCGCGAAUCGGAUACAAAGACAAAUAUUUCUGUUGAUGAGUACGAGUUUGUGCAGGAUUACGAGGACAUGUGCUUUUCAAGAGUUGAAAGACGUGUGGAUGUGAUUGUUGUGAAGGAAAAGGAGAGCAACUUUGAUAGGUUGUAUGAGAAGGCAUGUGUGAACAACUUUGAUGCAGUUUUUGGCUCUGUUCUGAAGAAUGGUGGUUACUUGUGA
This is a messenger RNA of Vavraia culicis subsp. floridensis, 378 nucleotides long. RefSeq lists its product as uncharacterized. The transcript has a single exon. The coding region runs from base 1 to 378 and encodes 125 amino acids. The record is from RefSeq and is a predicted model, not a curated record. NCBI's taxonomy places the organism in Eukaryota, Fungi, Microsporidia, Pleistophoridae.